Messenger RNA from Passer montanus (Eurasian tree sparrow), 4430 nucleotides. It is a transcript of the gene MRAP2, whose product is annotated as melanocortin 2 receptor accessory protein 2. Lineage: Eukaryota; Metazoa; Chordata; Aves; Passeriformes; Passeridae. Gene Ontology annotation, cellular component: plasma membrane; endoplasmic reticulum. Gene Ontology annotation, biological process: protein localization to plasma membrane; regulation of adenylate cyclase-activating G protein-coupled receptor signaling pathway. Bases 450 to 1088 code for a protein of 212 amino acids. Gene Ontology annotation, molecular function: corticotropin hormone receptor binding; type 3 melanocortin receptor binding; type 1 melanocortin receptor binding. The transcript has 8 exons. The record is from RefSeq and is a predicted model, not a curated record.
AGACACACCACAAGUUUCUGUGACAGGCGUAGCUCGCAGAGAGAUGGGACAGCGGUGGCAAUGCUGCCUCAAAGUGCCCCAGCAGGGCUGGCUGGACUCUUUUGGAGGGAGCUCUGAGGCACUUCUGUUUCCAGCAGUGCUGGAGGGAAGACUUAGAUUUGAAGACAAGGGAAAAAAAUCCCCCAGUUCGUGCUUGAAACAAUCCCAGACCAGUUUGACUUUGGAUGAACAGCUCCAUUUCAGUGGAAUUGAGUAUUCCCCUGAAAAGAUCACAAAUUUGAACUCAAAACCUGCCCACCUAGGGUAUUGAGAAUUAACAAGAAACAAGGAUUCUUAGGUCAGCUUUGGAGGGAGUUGCUGCUGGUUACAAGGACAGUUUCAGACACACACAAAACCAGAUAUGCCUUUGUAGUCUCAGUGGUGGUGUAAGCCAUGAAGUUGUGUUGCAGAUGUGGUGUGUGUUCAGUUUUGCUUUCAUUUUGAAAGGUCUGUGUUUGCUGAGGCGCACGAUGUCUGCCCUGAGGCUGAUCUCUAACAGAACCUCCCAGCAGGCCUUGUCCAACUCUGAUUACACCUGGGACUACGAGUACUAUGAGUAUGGACCAGUGUCAUUUGAAGGUCUGAAGGCUCAUAAGUAUUCCAUUGUGAUUGGAUUUUGGGUUGGUCUUGCAGUUUUUGUCAUCUUCAUGUUUUUUGUCCUGACCCUGCUGACGAAGACAGGAGCACCACAUCAAGACAAUGCAGAACUUUCUGAAAAAAAAUUUCACAUGAACAGCUUUGUGGCAGAUUUUGGAAGACCUUUGGAGUCUGAGAGGGUCUUUUCUCACCAAAUGGCUGAAGAAUCCCAGUCACUUUUCCAUUUCUGCAUUAAUGAAGUGGACCAUAUGAACAAAGAAAAAGCAAGUCAGAAAGGUCCAAGUCUGGAGAGUAAUACCCACUUCCAGGAGGUUCCCAAGAGCAGUGGGAUGUUUGAGGAAGACCUACAUUGUCUUACAAAAUUUAACAUUCCUAACUUUGUGAACACUGAGCAGAACUCUUCAUUAGGUGAGGAUGAUCUCCUCAUCUCAGAGCCACCAAUCCUUUUAUAAAGCAAACUGGUUAUGCAAUCUUAACAUUGGAUCCUUGAUUGAAAUAUCUUGUACUUUAAGGGAAACAUCCCCAUUAUUGUCCAGUUUGAAGCCUUUCUUGGCCUCCCGCUCUUUUGACAGAAGGUAUUUCAGACCUGUGCUUUUUAUUGUAUGUGAGACUGGCUGUAUUGAUAGAACUCGAUUUAGACAGGAAGUAAGACACUGAAUGCUUUAUUCUGAUGCCUUCUGUGGUCUAAAACUUCUGCCCAGUAUUAUUUUUGCUUUUUGAUUUUGUUUGUUUCUUGUACUGUUCGUCAUUUUUAAAUUACUACUUAUGACCAGCUUCUGAAGGAUCAUAAUUUAUAAGAAUAGUGAAGGCUGGAGCCUGGCAGUGGGAGGUCUGUGAAAAUUCAUUGGCCAAGAAAAGUGUAAAUCUCAAAGAAGACUGAAAAAAGGAAUAAACAGCCCCUGGGGAUGCUCUGUAGUUUCUGCUGCGCCCAAUAAGGAUGCCUGAAGUUGAGCACCACAACAAAUACCUGCCUGGGACUAACUUCAGUUUCUGAUCCCUAACUGCUUUUUGGUGCAGGUUAAACCCAAUUUACAAAACUUCCAGAGGAAAUACCUUGCAAAUUAAAUUGUUUGGUUACAGUGUUUACAAAAUGCUAUCACCACCUGCUGCUGAGUAAAAACAAACUGGUGCUUGUAAUUAUAUUGCAGAAUGACACCUCAGCAGCUGCUCAUGAUGACAUGGAAUUAGUAUUCUAUACACACACACAAAACGGUGAUUUGACUCUUUCUUUUUCUUUUUUUUCUGCUAAUUGCUGGACUCAGUAGCUAAAUCACAGGAAAUAAGAAAAACCCUAUUUUUCUUUUGCCAAUAAAGUUACUACAUGCAAAUGCUGGUGGUAUGCUAAGCUGGUGUCAUGUGUUGCUAAUAGGCUGAACCUUCCUAUGCUUUUUGCCUUUAUAAAAGGUCAUUUCUUUACUCAUUGGCCAGUGAAGUGCUUGCAGGCUUUUUGCUGAGAGGACCAAAUCUGAAAGUAUAGCUAAGCUGUGCUUGCUCCAUCUUCUUUUGUCCUCAACUGCGAUAGUGUUGCAACCCCAGCUGUUCUCCAGUGAAAGAUUUGGACUUGCUAGUGUUUAAAGCAACAGGAUUACACUUAAAGCAGAGACUUUAAAACUAGCAGAUUAUUGCUGAAAAUAGUUCCCUAAGACUGAAAUGAACCCUGUUCUGAAUGAGUACAGCUCCAUGACCUGCAAUGCACAGCUCCAGUAAAAUGUUUCUGGUGCCUUCUUUCACAGGAAAUACAUAACUACAACUGUGAAGGCUGUAAGUGUGGACUUUCCUUUUCCUAAAUUUGGGAAAUCUGUCUCUGAAUCUACUUCCUGCUGAGGCACCUCAGUACCAUUAGCUAUCUGAUGGUUAAAGUUUGAAGCUCAGUAUCAUUUUUGCUAACUCAUUGUGGGACUUGUAGUAAAUGGAGCUUUUAUAGCUGAUUUCUGGAUGACUGAGCUGCCUUCGGUAAUGUUUGAGCUAUUAUUUUAUUUUUUCCCUUGUUGUGCUUGAAAACAGCAAUGCUGCUUGAAGGAAUGGCAAAUCUAUGUGGAAUCCAUCUUCUUUUCAACUGAGAAAUGAAGGGUAUUUUUAUGCCAUUUAAAACUACUUUUUAUAGAUUGUUUAGGCUAGAAAAAGACCUUUAAGAUCAUAAAGUCCAACCAUUAAUUCAGUACUGCCAAGUCCCCAUGUAAAUCACCUUACUCUGUGCCACAUGGCUUUUUCAAACCUCUGGGGAUGGUGACUCCACUGCCUCCCUGGGCAGUCUGUUCCACAACCCCUUGGGGGGAAAAAUUCUCAAAAGUUUCAGAAGUUUCAAAAUAAUGCAGAUGGGGUUUUAUAAAAAGAAGACACUGCUAUUCCCUGUAGGCUAGCCUACGCUUUUCUUCUGCUUCCUUAAAUGUCAGUGGCUUUUCUUUGGGUACAUAACUACUGUUUUGGGGAGAAAAAGGAAGCAUUUUGUGUAUGGAUACUGGGAAUAAUGCCUAGAUGAAAGGUGCUUAAUAAAAUGACCCAGAGAUGAUUCCAUCUUAACUUAGAACACAUUUGAACUGCAUAGUUAAUAUCCUUCUGCAGCAUGUAUUAAUCCUGUAAAGCUAUUUAAGUGUUUGGUUCCUGCUUCUAUUCUUUCCUGAUGACAGAUCUACUUUUUUCAUCUUAUCUCUCUUCUAUGUUUAAGGUCCUUCAUGCUGCUUUUCUCAGAAAAAGAACCUGCCAGUCCCCACUGUAGAGCUCCCACACCACUCCAGAGACACUGUGGCAGCAAUGGUCUGAUUCAGAUUUUUGCUCUGCCUCAGAGCAAACGCAAAAAUGUUCUGCAGUUUUCAAAAGCAGCUAUUUUAAGGCUGUCCUUCCUUUUUUUCCCCUUUUAAAUAAUAAUAGAUAUAUUUUGCCUCAGGGGAAAGGGCAAUAUAUAACCUGUUAAAAAAUAACCUUUUCUCAGAAAAUCAACUCAUUGAUGCACUAGAAGCAGAAUAGAAAGUGUUCUAAUCAGAGUAAUCUUCAAAAGGAGUACUUGGAAUUGAGUGGUGUUUGAAAAUUGAAUUUUUGUGAGUUUUCUUAGUGCUUGGCCUCAAGCCUCUUCUCAAAACUCAGUAUAAAUGCAUCACCUGCAGCAGAUUUAACUGCAGAGAGACAUAGCUCCUCUAAGCCAGCUAUAUAUGUUUGUUUGCCUAAACAUGACUUGUAUUCUGGAAGAACUUACUAGGUCAAGUUAUUUAUCCCAGUUUUCAAAGCUAAAUACUUGAAAAAUGCUCUUCUAUAUUAACAAGUUUUAGUUGUGUAUCUUAAAAAAAAAAGGCAAAACCCCAAAACCUAUAAUGUAAAAUCAGUAAAUGCCUGCUCAUAGAGAAGAGAAAGAGAAUGGUAAAACUGUGAUUAUCUCCAGUGCAAUCCAGAGCCAUACAGUCUCUGAGACUGCAAGGUGAAGUCAACAGGGUAUAUUUGUAAUGAAAUUAAAUAUUUAUGCACAAGAGCCCUGGACCCUGAAUACUGUAACACUGACAUUUUUUCCACUUUUUAGCCUUGGAUAUUGACAGGUAGCAAGGACAGCAGAGACCUGCUACCACACGUUCUCCAAUGAGAGCAAGAGAGGCCUGUGCUUUCUUAUUUUUGGAUGAGAGGUAUGUAGUUAGCUGUACGAAAGGCUACUUUCAAUUCUGAGAUAUCACUGGAUUUCUGUUCAAGAGUCAGGGCAGCACUUGAUACAUGACCCCCUUGUUCCUUGCAGAAGUGGAUUUGCACAGCUAGUGCUGGUGUAUCUGUCCUGUUUCCUUGUACUUUCCAGAAUAGGUUAAAUAUGGGAUAGA